AUGUAUGAAUUGAAAAAAUCAAGAUCAAUCCCGGUCGGUAGGACGGGCACAUUCACGGAGCGCGGGACUGGAGUGGCGACAUGUGGCGUGCGCCCGCGCCAGUCGCCCGGCCGCCGCGCUCGCACGAUGCUGCGUCUAUCCCUUCUCGUGAUCUUCCUUACGCACCGCAUCCGAACCGCUCAUGUCACCGACACGCCGUUCUCGAACCGUUUCGACAAACUUUACCAAAAACUAGACAAGUUAACUGCCGCCCCCGACCGCUAUUCCGAACCGUCUCCGGAAGACAAGUUGUACGAAAAAUUGGAUCGAUUAAAUGCCAUUCGGUUGCCCCCGGAACGUGAGGAGUUGACUGAUGAGGAUGAGGAGUUGUUGUCUGCUAUGAAGGUGUGGGGAGGGUUGAGUGCGGAACAGAUGGAUGGAGUGGUGAAAGACCUGCAGAUGAUGAAGGAGGAGCGGCGGGAGGAGGCUGGAGACCAGGAGUAUGCGGAACCUUCUUGGGAUGAGGAGGAGUUCGGAGACUAUCCGAUGGACGGCAACGAUGACUGGGAUUCUGAUGACUUACCAGACUCCAGUUCCACCUCGAAGCCUCAAAUCCUAGGAGUGACUCCAUCAGCUAUGUCCAGGAUAGGACCAGUGAAGACUGUAGUCGUGUCUGCUGCGGAGACAAUAGCAGCUACCAAUGCGAGACCCAGGAUCUUGGAUGAACCCAUGACUCCAGUGGAACGAGCAGCUCUUCGGAAGGCAGCGUAUAGAAGCAUGAACGACUUGUUGAAGAAUGGGAAGUGCGUGGACCCUCAGCCACGCUGGCUGAUAGUGAGACAGUUGGCUCCAGCUGCUGAUACCAGAUAUUUGCCACCGUGCGUACAGCUGCACCGAUGUGCUCCUGAUUCUGGCUGCUGCGUCAACGAGAGUGAGGUCUGCGCCCCGAUCGAAGGCAAGACAGUCGUUCUACCAUUCUAUCUUCACAAAGCGACUGGAUCGAUGAACGUGGUGAAGAUGCAGUUCUUCAACCACACUCGGUGUGGAUGUGUCUCUCGGGGAACACUACAGAUGACGGUCACCACUGCAGUGGUCAAGCCAAGCGACGGAGACAGUCAGGAGGAGCUGGAAAGACCCUCACGCCGAGCCAUGGUAGAAAGUCAGAAUGACUGGAGAACGCCUACUGAAGAACCUCUCUUGGAAAAGAACGAUGAACCAACGGCACCUCCCCAGUUACGCAGAUGUACUUGUCCAGCUCUAUUCCUGGCCAGCAUGACAGAGUACGAGCCUUGUUCAUGCGUCUGCGACUGGCCUGAUGCUGGUCGCCGCCGAGACUGCCAGUACCUUGCCAAGGGACGAGAGCAUUUUGGUCUUCGGGACAGAGUAUGUGUGGCUCGAGGAGACUGCACACCACCUUCCUGUGAAUACGGUGCCUACGACAGAACUGUAGGCAAAUGUCCCUUACGAAGGUAUAGAAGAAUGAGGUACCACUCCCGAGGAAGAUACCAAGAGAAGACCAUGGUGGUGUGAGGGAACCAAGAAUGUAUUUGGUUAUAUGUAUUCUAUUGUAUUAUGCCACAUUGCCAGCAUUUAGGGGACUUUCGAGACCGUCUUGGUUUUUUGCAUUUAGACUAACUGUAGAGUCUGAACAAAUUAUAAUUAUCUGUAGUGUAUUCUGUUUAUCCAUCGACUUCUUUUCUUCAUCCAAGUCGAAAUCUUUUCAAAUUGUUAUAGAAUAUGCUAUAUAUAUAAGAAUAGUGAACUUAAUUUAGCAACUAAUUUAAGUUAACAUGACAGAAUCAGAAUGUACUUAAAUACAUAUAAACACAAUGUUUCUUGAUUAAGUAUGGAUCAAUUCUCUCCAAAUGCUGAAGAAGUUGUUAUGUUUGAAGAAGUCCCCUAUUUGUGCAAAUGAGUUCAUAGCAGCAUAAUACCUACAUUCAUAUUAUUAUAAUUAUGUACAUGUAUUUAAAUAUUAAGUUUAAUAAUUAUGUACCCAUGUACAAAAUGGCGUCCGACACGAGAUUUUUUGGAAAAAACGCGUUUUUCCUAAAUUGUGACCGAAAUGAAUUAAAUAAUGAUAGAUAGGUUUAUUCGAAGACUGCAUUUGUUUUGUAGUAGAUACAUUUUACUUCUAAAAACAGUUAGUUGGUCUAAUUGUUUCUUUGUUGGUUAAUUUACCAGUAUGAUAUACUGGUAAAUUAACCACAAACAAAGAAACAAAGUUGAUGAAUUAAAAUUGUAUACUCUUUGGUAAUAUUUCGGUUAUUUCGGAAAUAGUAUCGUCAUUUCGGGUCGGACUGACCAUACAAGAUACAACUAAGUAGGUGUACCUAUUGUGCCAUAAUUUUUGAGUUUCGAAAUUGAGUCAGUAUCUGAUAUACUUAUUUUUUGUUAUUCCUUGAGAUGACUGCUGUUCUAUAGAGAACUUAUAUUAUGCAUAUUACUUUUGCCUACCUUUAAAAAUUUCACGCCAAUUUUUGUGAGGCCGAGCGGCCCAGCUUUGAGGAAGCAUGGCUCGCCCACAUGAGAA
Messenger RNA from Spodoptera litura, 2512 nucleotides. Its product is annotated as PDGF- and VEGF-related factor 3. Gene Ontology annotation, molecular function: growth factor activity. Gene Ontology annotation, cellular component: membrane. Gene Ontology annotation, biological process: hemocyte migration. The record is from RefSeq and is a predicted model, not a curated record. Lineage: Eukaryota; Metazoa; Arthropoda; Insecta; Lepidoptera; Noctuidae.